CUUUUCUCUCGGAUCCCCCUCCGCACUCGAAUUACAACCACAACCCCGCGCCCGACCGCGAUCAUGGUUCACAAAGUACUCUUCUGGAGUGGCUUCGGCAUUGCCGUCCGUCUCUGGCAACUCGGUAUCGAGAUGCGUCCCAUCCUCGCCAAGGAAUCCCUCUGGGUCUACCCUCUUUUCGCUGGUGUUGGUGGAAGCUUUGGCUACUGGCUCCAGGGCGUUGAGAGCAGACAAUUGAAGAUGCUUGCACAGCGCCGCGAGGCCAUUCUCGAGAAGCGUCGGCGGCGGGAUGAGAAGCCUGAGGGUGGUGUCUUGGCUGCUGCAUCAUAAAGCAAAGAGCUAUUAUGAUUAAGAUGGUC
Penicillium vulpinum is the source of this 359-nucleotide messenger RNA. RefSeq names its product putative NADH-ubiquinone oxidoreductase 14 kDa subunit. Lineage: Eukaryota; Fungi; Ascomycota; Eurotiomycetes; Eurotiales; Aspergillaceae. The transcript is spliced from 2 exons. The record is from RefSeq and is a predicted model, not a curated record. Bases 64 to 330 code for a protein of 88 amino acids.